AACGCGCCUGGAAAGAGCGGACGGAUGCGAGAGAGCCGGGAGACCAGUCGUCCUUGUUGGAAGAGGAGGGGUGGGUGUCGAUGCUGUGGCCAUUCUACAGAGAGAAGCAUUUGAAUUCGAGAAAAGAAGAGGCGAUCGCUAGCGACAGAGACGAGUCGUGCAGAAACAAGGGUGGAGAAGCAUUAAAUGCAGAGAAUGACAAGACGGCCCAAUUGUGCGUCGAUUACAAGGCAUUGGCUCAAAAGAAUGAUAGAAAUGCCGACGAUAUAGGCGCGGCUGAGGAGAAGUUACAAGAGAUGGAGCUGGUAAUCACCUGCUUGAGUCGGAUGAAGGAGCAAUGUCUUGACUGGCCGAUCCGCACCGACUUGAGAGACAGCGUUGCAAGGUCAGCCGAAGAUCUAUUGAAGCUUCUGAAAAAUGCCAAAUCUCACGGAGAGGGAGCAGUGGAAGACCGAUCAACGAAGGGCGUUGACAAGACCACAGAAGACGAGAAAAAACAUGGCUGGGUAAGAAAGACGCAAUCUGACGAAAACUAUCCGAAGAAAGAUUCGAUUCUAUUCAAAAAGCGAGUCGAUGACCCCAAGUGCUGUCACGACUUUUACAAAGGGUGUAAGUGGAGUGCCUACGCGAUGAGUCUGGCAGUCUGCACAGAGGGGAACCACUUGCAGGUGUAUAGAGCGGGCGAUUUCUGCAAGGUGUCAAAAUUUUUGCCGGGGGAGGUGAUCUACGACUGGACGUGGUAUCCAUCGCAGUGCGCCGAGUCGGACGCAGCGUUUCCAAUGAUCGUGACCACGUGCCAAGACCUCCCGAUUCAGCUUUGGGACGUGGUUAGAGAAAAAGUGCAUGCGAGUUACCAGGCGCACAAUCACUUAGACGAAUUGGUGGCCGCAUCGUCGGUGUGUAUCAAUGGAGCGGGAUCCAAGAUCAUAUCAGGAUACAAAGACAUGAUAAGGAUAUUCGACGUCAACCGGCCGGGAAGGAGCUGUGAAACUCGUUUGACAAAAUUAAAAAACAGUUGUACCCAAAAUGAAACAGUUUUGUCAGUGCCAGGAAACAUAUCGACCAUAUCUGCAAAUGCGGGCUCGAAUUCACGUUUUGUGUGCGGCUCAUCCAAAGGGAAGAUAGGUGUGUAUGAAGAAGUCCAGACGAGGCCGUGCCUAGUCCUUCAGGGACCCACAAAUGGAAUUACGCUUGUCAAAUUUUCUCCUGACGGCACAUGUGUGUUCUCGGGGUCCAGGAAGGACCCGAGGAUUUUAGGGUGGGACUUGAGGAACCCGCGCGAGCCGCUAUUCCAGGUCGAGCGACGAGUUGAAGACAAUCAAAAAAUUCAGUUUGAUAUCGAUUUUUCGGGCAGCUUUUUGGCGAGUGGCUCUCAAGACGGAGUUGUGAGAAUUUGGGAUUUGAAAAAGACAAACGGCGCGGAGCCGACAUUGAUACCAUCCGACAUGCCCGUGUCGCCUGAGCCGAUCAACGAUGUCGCUUUUCACACAAAAGACUCAAAUAUAUGGGCAUACACGUCUGGAACUCGGAAGACGUGUUUUUGCAAAAGCCAAUUUGUACACGGAGAGAGCUGGAAGUCCGACUUGUCCGACAGUUCGGAGAGCACUUCUUCGCCCCUCGACGGGAGGGGGCAGCUCCCAGAUGCGGCUCGCCCCUAUCACUUGGUCGUAGGAAGGUGUUGGAAGCAAUAG
Molecule: messenger RNA, 1691 nt
Organism: Schistocerca gregaria
Lineage: Eukaryota; Metazoa; Arthropoda; Insecta; Orthoptera; Acrididae
Product: telomerase Cajal body protein 1-like
Exons: 2
Coding region: 81-1691 (536 amino acids)
Molecular function (GO): protein binding
Source: RefSeq, a predicted model, not a curated record